ACUCAUUAUCGUCAUAUGUAACAUAAGUUUGUACAUAUUUGUGCCGCAAAUGAUAAAUGUGAUUCGUGUUUGGGGUAACAUGACUCGAAUGGUGGAAUAUUUUGUCUCUACGAAUUCCAGCUUGAUGGCAAUGUGCAAAUUGAUGGUUACCUGGUAUCAUGGCAAAAAUGAUAACAGAUCAUUUAAAAGUACCUAUGAUCAGAAUAAUUUUUCUCUCAUUUUAUAUCACCUAUAUGAUGACGCAUUUGUAUGCAUAUUGCUAUUCAGCUGAAAAACUUAUGGCAGAGAGCACCAAUAUGGCGUACGGCAUUUUUGAAUGCAAGUGGUACAACCUAUCAUCGAAAGAUGCAAGAGACUUAAUGUUCAUUGUAUAUCGAUCUAAGAUUCCUCUUAAAUUGACAGCUGGAAAAUUCGGCAUCUUUUCAAUAGAGAUGUUUGGAUUAGCUAUCAAAACGGCAAUGGGAUACUUAUCAACAUUGCUAACAAUCAGAGGUUAAAAAAAAUGAUACUAAGAGAUAAUAAUAGCAAACGGAUUUCUUACAACGGAUUAUGGCAUCGAUUUUUGAAUAAUAAAAUAAACAGAUUUGUAUGCACUUGUAACUUUUGAAUUAGAAAAAUGCACAUGCUCCAGUUUAAUUAUUAUUUAAAUAUUAGUCCAGCUUUUCAUCUAACAUUAUCCAACAAUUUAAUCAUAAGAUUUAAGA
Acromyrmex echinatior (Panamanian leafcutter ant) is the source of this 704-nucleotide messenger RNA. Its product is annotated as odorant receptor 13a-like. The record is from RefSeq and is a predicted model, not a curated record. NCBI's taxonomy places the organism in Eukaryota, Metazoa, Arthropoda, Insecta, Hymenoptera, Formicidae. Gene Ontology annotation, molecular function: odorant binding; olfactory receptor activity. Gene Ontology annotation, biological process: sensory perception of smell; detection of chemical stimulus involved in sensory perception of smell. Gene Ontology annotation, cellular component: plasma membrane.